ACCGCGUUCAUCGGUUUGAACUACGAUCUCAAAUUCCCAAAGUUUGACUUCAUGUCGCUCGCAAAACCAUCUUUGUUUGAGUAUCCAAAACGAACUGCAGUUGUUACCUCCAACACCGCCGCAAAAUUACCAACUGCCCUGCUUUCAACCGCGGUGAAGGCUAUUAAAUCUAGGGAUAUAAACAAGACUGAAGCAGAGCAGAAGAUUAUCGCUGAAAAAGCAGCUGCAAAGUCUUUCAAUGAAAGUGGAGCUGGAAAAGGCAAGUCAUCAAUUGAGAAGGUAACAGACACUAUGCAGGCUGAUAGCGCAGCAACGGUGGAGAAGAAGGCUGAGUCAGAAGCAAUGUUUGAGAUUCUGUGCAACCCGACGCGGGUGGUCCCUGCACAAGAGAAAUACAUAAAGUUUAUGGAGAGCAGCAGAUACGAACCGGUGAAGCUAGCUCCAUCAGGGUUCGUCCUUCUAAAGGACUUGCAUCCGCCGUAUCCCAAGGUUCUCUUUAUGACCACCGACACACCUACUUCAACGGCUGUCAAGCAAGGAUCCACGCCAGUCUGAAUACACAUCAUGGUUUUGUUUUGAUUAGUGGGUAAUUGUUGGUUUUUUUUGGUUAACAUGGAACAGUUUGGAGAUGUGGAAUUUACUACAGUUCAAGAUGGUGAAGACUUCGAUCUCAGAGAGGUUUGUUCCGUACCAAAACUUGGUAAGGUCACUUCCUGUCAUUUCUCAUCGGAUGGGAAAUUCUUGGCGAGCGCUGGACAUGAUAGGGAGGUGUUCAUCUGGAACAUGGAAACAGGUCACGCUGAGACCACUCCUGACGUACAUGCGGAUAUUAUCACUGAUGUUCGCUUCAGAUCCAAUUCAACUCUACUUGCAACAGCAUCAAUCGACCAAACUAUAAAAUUCUGGGAUGCUUUUAAGCAUGGUUAUAAUUACUGCCUACGAAUG
This is a messenger RNA of Camelina sativa (false flax), 945 nucleotides long. Lineage: Eukaryota; Viridiplantae; Streptophyta; Magnoliopsida; Brassicales; Brassicaceae. The record is from RefSeq and is a predicted model, not a curated record.